AAUCAAACAAAUUCUACAUUGGUAAACUAUUUAAAAUGUGCUCAGAUCAUUUAUGUACAGAUAAAAAAUAUAAAUAAUUUUUAAGUUUGACAUAAUGCUUCACUAAAGAGUAUUUAAGUUGAUAAACUGUAUGAUAAAUUCUAGCGAAACCUCUUUGAAAUAUAGAAAAAAUUAUCUUCUAUGAUAAAUAUAAUAAUUAUUGGAUGAAAUAAAUUGAGUAAAUUACUAAUUAUGCCCCCGAAUUUGUAAAACGCUGACAUAGAUACCCCUAGAAUAAGAUAACGACAAUCAUACCCUUGAAAAAUUUAAAAACGGAUCAGAUCUGCCCAACUGUGAGGAGAACCCUUCUCCGUUAAACGGAGUUUGUUGAUGUGUCAAACAGAAGUCCAACGUGGCAUCCGUAUUAGACUCUCAAUCACGUUUUGUCCAUGUAUCCCCAAUUCAACAAACCCUAAUUGCCCAAUUGAGAUGAAAUGACAGAAUUAACCCUAAGUGAAACAUCAUAUUUAACUAAGACUAUGUUGGACGCGCGAAACUGAGGAGUUUGUGGGUGGUCGUCUCUGUUUCUGUUCGUCUGUUGUCGCUUUGUAUUCGUUUCUUGGAUUUGGCAACGUCACAUGCGGUAUCACGUUUGGCGUUGAUACAGAGUGAAGAAGUCGCCGUUGAUCAACCAAGGUUUUGAUGGCUACGCAUAUCACAUUUGUUUAUCACCAUCGGGGUUGGUUAGAGAAGGAUGCAGAUGGUGGGGUGAAGUCUAAUGGUGGUUUACUGAGUAUCAUCGAGAGGGUGCAUGUUGAUACUUGUAAUCUAUUCCUUGUUGAAGGCUUGUUUCUAGAUUUAGGUUAUACUAGGUAUAAUGAAGUUUAUUGGUUGGAGCCAGGGAUGGAUUUAGCUAACGGGUUACGGGUGCUCAGAAGGGAUGCCGAUGUGGUUAAGAUGUGUGAUGCUGCACUGAGGAAUGAAAACAGGGUUCACUUGUAUUUUGAGCAUCCAGUUGAUAUGGAUCCAGAGUAUGUUGAGAUGCCUUGCUUAGAAGACCAGGAAAAUCAUGACCAGGAACCGCAACAAAAUGAAGAGGAGGAAGGAUCUGAACAUACAGAAGUAGAGGGAGGACCUUUAUUUAAUGAAGCAAAUGAACAAGAGGAUCCCCCACAGCACAAGGAGCAACAACAACAAGAGGAUGAACUAACAUUGAACAAAAGGGGGUAUGAUGAACCAUUGCCAGAGGAGGCUGGUACUGAAAACCUUUCUAAUCAAGGUCAGGCUGGAACAACUGAAAAUGAGGCCCUCAAUGAAGGAGACAAUCAGCAGACCCAUGUUGAAGACCAUGAGAGGCCAUCGAAUCCUGAAGAAGUUAAUGGCAGGGGAAGAAAACGCAGGAAGAAACAUGCGAGGCCCCCACCAUUUGGUAGAGAUCAACCUGCACCAGAAAACAAUAGUGAAGGACAUGCUGAUGAGGGUGCGUCUUGUGGGGUUCAAGGUCGGAGGAUUCAUCGAAGACCCCGUCCAUCCGGCCAGAGGAUUCUGCCACCUAGGGAAGAGAAUCAGGCCCCAAGGGUGGUUGUGCCUAACCCAAAUGACAUUGAUGAAGAGCCUACUGAAUAUCAGUAUCACUCUGAAGAGCUACACACCCCACCAGGUUCUGAUUCUGAAGAUGAAAAUCUAGUAUUCCCUCAGUAUAAUCCUGAUACAAAGUUUGGCAAAAUUAGACUGGAGUUAGGGAUGGAGUUUGGCACGAUGCAGCAGUUUAAGGAUGCAGUUAGGAAGUAUAGUAUUCAGAUGGGCAGAGAGGCAUUUUUCCUCAAGGUUGAACCACAUAGGUGCAGGGUCAUCUGUUACAACGAAACUUGUCCUUGGGAAGUUUACUGUGCAAGGAGAAACCAGCCCCCUAGUUACCAAAUCAAAACACUGGUUGAUGAGCAUACAUGUCCUAGGAGUAAUAAAAGCAGGUCAGUCACUUGUAAAUGGGUGGCCGAGGAGUUGAUUAGCAAGAUUAGGGUUUGUCCUAACUUGUCCCAUAGAGAGGCUCGAGAAAUGUUCAAAGUUGAGUUUGAUAUUUGUGUCGGAGAGAGGAUGAUGUUUAGGGCAAUGGAGAAGGCUAAGGAUGUCAUCGAGGGCACAGAGAAGGAACAAUAUUUGAAGUUAAGGACUUACUUGUCUGAGCUGCGUAAGGCCAAUCCAGGAUCCACUUGCCGUAUGAGCACAACACCACAACAAGAGGGGCUGCCUAAGUUUAGAAGUCUAUACAUCUGUCUAGAAGCAUGUAAAAGGGGAUUCAAGGAAGGAUGUAGGCCUUUCCUAUGCCUUGAUGGAGCAUUUUUAAAGGGUUAUUUUGGGGGGCAGCUGCUGACAGCCGUUGCUCAGGACGCCAACAAUCAUCUAUUCCCAGUUGCAUAUGGAGUAGUUGAUGCAGAAACAAAGACCAAUUGGAAAGAAUUCCUAGAGUAUUUGUUGGAUGAUAUCGGGGAUCAUAGGCAAUUCGAUUGGCACUUCAUGUCUGACAAACAGAAGGGGCUAAUACCUGCUCUACAAGAAGUUAUGCCAGGGGUUAAACACAGGUUCUGUACUAUGCAUAUGUGGAGGAAUUUUAACAAGCGUUGGAAAGACCUAGAACUGAAACAGUUGCUAUUUCAAUGUGCAAGGGCACUGACUGAUCAGGAGUUUAAUGAAGGUAUGGAUGCCAUAAAGAGAAUUAAUACUUCUGCUUGGGAAUAUCUGUCUAAGUAUGAGCAAGAAACUUGGUCAAGAUCAAGAUUCUCCACUUGGCCCAAAGUGGAUAACAUAACGAACAACAAUGCGGAGUCUCUUAAUGCAACCAUGGUGGGGCUAAGAGGCAAGAGCAUCAUAACCAUGCUAGAGGAGAUUAGAUAUUACCUCAUGAAGACUAUGGCUACCCACAAAGAUGCACUCAUGGCCUACACGGGUAAACUGGCGCCUAUCCAGACGAGCAGACUAGAGAAGGAAAAGAAGGAAGGAAACUACUGGGAAGCUCAAUGGGUGGGAUAUGAUGAGCAUAAUGUCUUUGAAGUUAGAAGGCAUGGUCGAACAGUUUGGGUCAACACUCAUGAAAGGAGUUGCACUUGUAGAAAGUGGCAACUUACAGGUCUGCCUUGCUGUCAUGGAAUUGCUGCAAUUCAAAGAAAAAAUCAACGACCAGAAGAUUAUGUCCACCAUUGGCUGACUAUGGAAGCAUACAAUAGAACAUACCAAUUUCACAUCAACACUGUCCCUAGUCAAGAAUAUUGGGCUGAUGCAGAAGGGCUGCCGUGUCUCCCUCCACCUUAUAAGAGGCCAAUAGGAAGACCUACAAAGAAGAGAGCAAGGCAUGAAUCAGAGAGACAGAGUGGGAGCCAGUACAAAAUCAAGAGGAGCUAUGGAAAGACAAGUUGUAAAUAUUGCAAAAAGGUGGGACAUAAUUCGAGGACUUGUCCUGAUAAGAAGACUCCUGCUGCAGCUGAGGAAGGUGAAGAUGUACAACAAGCACCUGCAGCAGAUCAACCGGCAAGAGGAGGGAUUGUGCCACCCAGGAGCUUAAAAGACAUGUCAGACUCAGAGCAGGAGAUGUUCUGGGAAGAAACCAUGGAUGCAGUUGAAGAGGAGCUCACCCAAGGCCACCCACAGUCUGAAGCUGAUGAAGAGGGUUACAUCAACACAUCAGGUACAACAAGUCAUGGUGAAGGAAGGAGAUCUGCUAUAUCCAACCCUGCAAGGAGAGCAACAAGAUCUAAAACUCCCUCCAAUGCUGCUGCGGCUGCUGCUGCAUCUACUAGCAAGGAAAGAUCCAGGGUCAAGAUGCCUAUUAGGAGACACCCCUUAGCCCAACCGAUUAUGAGGCCCACAUCUCCAGCUCCAACAGCCCAACCCAAUGUGAGGCCCAUAGCUCCAGGCCCAUCUGCCACUCCAAGGCCCAACCCACCAUUUAGGCCCCACAGAUAAGGCCCAUACAACACCUGCUACUGGUUCAGAAGUUUCAGACUCCACAAGGUCUCCACUUGUCUCAAAUGAAACCAUGAAUGGUGCAUCUAAAGCAACCACUUCUAGGUUCUCAAGGUUCAUGCCAAAAUAGUCAACUUGAGGGCAACUUGAGUGCAUAAUUAGUUGAUCUUUUUGGGUUAUAAGUUAAUAUUUAGUUGCAGUGGUUUAUCUAUAUUUUGGGUUGUAUGUUGAUAUUUACUAUGGUUGGUUAUUGCCUUUUGUUGGACAAUUUGAGUAUUUUGUCAUCUGGUAUUAAGACUGAUUACCCAGUUUGUAGUAUUUUGGAUGGAACAAUUAGUUCUAUUGCUUAAUGUUAUGCAGACCAAUUAGUUAA
Messenger RNA from Arachis ipaensis, 4309 nucleotides. RefSeq lists its product as uncharacterized. Lineage: Eukaryota; Viridiplantae; Streptophyta; Magnoliopsida; Fabales; Fabaceae. Gene Ontology annotation, molecular function: transposase activity; zinc ion binding; DNA binding. The record is from RefSeq and is a predicted model, not a curated record. Gene Ontology annotation, biological process: DNA transposition.